GCUCGUAGAGGAAGGCGAGAGGGACCGCGCCGUCGGGGGCGGGACGGGUCCAGGGCAUCGAGGUGCGCCUUGGUCCUUCCCCACAGUGUGCACCAGCAGGCGGUGGCUGGGAAUGCCCAACUUCAGUCUGAAGAGGGUUAAAAAAAAGCGACUGCCUCUACUUCUUGCCUCCUUAAAACACACACUGAGGUUUAGCCAUGGGCAGCCGCGACCACUUGUUCAAAGUGCUGGUGGUGGGGGACGCCGCAGUGGGCAAGACGUCGCUGGUGCAGCGGUAUUCCCAGGACAGCUUCAGCAAACACUACAAGUCCACGGUGGGAGUGGAUUUUGCUCUGAAGGUUCUCCAGUGGUCUGACUCAGAGAUGGUGCGGCUCCAGCUGUGGGAUAUCGCAGGACAGGAGCGCUUCACCUCUAUGACACGACUGUACUAUAGGGACGCUUCUGCCUGUGUUAUCAUGUUUGAUGUUACCAAUGCCACUACCUUCAGCAAUAGCCAGAGAUGGAAACAGGACCUGGACAGCAAGCUCACACUGCCCAAUGGAGAGCCCGUGCCCUGUCUGCUCUUGGCCAACAAGUGUGAUCUGUCACCUUGGGCAGUGAGCAGGGACCAGAUUGACCGGUUCAGUAAAGAGAACGGUUUCACAGGUUGGACAGAAACAUCAGUCAAGGAGAACAAAAAUGUUAAUGAGGCCAUGAGAGUCCUCAUUGAAAAGAUGAUGAGCAAUUCCAGAGAAGAUAUCAUGUCUUUGUCCACCCAAGGGGACUACAUCAAUCUACAAACCAAGUCCUCCUCCAACUGGGCCUGCUGCUAGUAGUGUUUGGCUUGUUUUCCAUCCCAGUUCUAGGAGGUCUUUCCAUCUCUUUCCUUUGAUUGCCCACCCGGCAGUUUUAUUAAUUACAUUUGAACUGUCUCCUUCCAACUGUCCAGUAAGGAGGUCCAUCUCACUUAGAAAAAACAGCUGGGACCCAGGUGCAUUUCUGCAUCUCCUGGAUGUUGGCUCUGACUUGCUGCUGGUUCAUGUGACUAGUUAGUGCCUUCAGUAUAAGAAAGAUCAUCUCAUCCCUCAAUUUGUGAUCUGGAAUUUUGUGGGAAGGAUUAGAAAUCCACAUCUGUGUUUUUAAGGAUUAUAACCCUCACCUACUUUUAAGCUUA
Lemur catta (Ring-tailed lemur) is the source of this 1153-nucleotide messenger RNA. RefSeq names its product RAB29, member RAS oncogene family (gene RAB29). Lineage: Eukaryota; Metazoa; Chordata; Mammalia; Primates; Lemuridae. The transcript has 6 exons. Gene Ontology annotation, cellular component: trans-Golgi network; vesicle; Golgi apparatus. Gene Ontology annotation, molecular function: GTPase activity; GTP binding. Gene Ontology annotation, biological process: vesicle-mediated transport. The coding region runs from base 198 to 812 and encodes 204 amino acids. The record is from RefSeq and is a predicted model, not a curated record.